CCGAGGAACCGAGCACGGUCGCGUGCGCAUGCGCAUGUUGCUCGAUCGCGGGGGCACAUCUGUUACCGCCACAAAGCCUCCCGCAAGCCACGCGCGACAACACGCGAUCUAGAUGAGAUAAUCUUCCAGGAGCUCUGUUUCCGGUGGGCUGAUGAGAUUUGUGCGUGCGAGCGCCGAUUGGCAAACUCUCAAGAUGAUCUGGCAGUAUUCGUGGCGAGUGCGAUAUCCUGUUUGAUUUUUGUCGAUGUUUGUCCGUCAUCGCAGGUGCCAGCAGACUUCAUCGCGCGGAAUGGCAAGAUUUGAGACGAGUUACACCCGAAGGCACAACGAUGGGUGAGCUCAGCAUGGUCGAAUGCCUCACAGGGUGUUACCAUGGCAGUAGAGAUACCCUUACAAAGACAAGAAUCCCAGAUAUUCUCGCCCCUCUUCAUUUGGUGCCCAAAAGCCUUGAUACUAUUCUAGAAUCUCGGACAAAUCAUGGCCAUUCCGUAGCAUUCCAAGCAAAACCUAUUAUUAUUAAUGGAUAACUUUCU
Molecule: messenger RNA, 533 nt
Organism: Aspergillus ochraceoroseus IBT 24754
Lineage: Eukaryota; Fungi; Ascomycota; Eurotiomycetes; Eurotiales; Aspergillaceae
Exons: 2
Source: RefSeq, a predicted model, not a curated record